GUCGCAAGUCGCAAGUCGCAAGUCGCAAGUCGCGCGCCACGGCCAUCUCCAGUCAGGUCGCGCGCUCAGACGACAGAGGGCCAAUCCCAUCCCCCAGCGCAACCAGCACAGGACUAGUGGAACCAGACACAGAGCACCCAGAGCUAAUCCCCGAACCGCAUCUUCGCUAUGGACGACGGAGCUGCUGCUACGGCGCCUCUGCCUGCGCGCCCCGACGAGCCCGACACGAGAAACAGCCUGCGACACAUUCUGGCCGCCGACCCUCCGAUGGACGACUCCAAGCCCUCGCCCUCGCAAGCCAACACGCCUGUCCCCGAUGGGAGCGAAGCUGGCGGCGAUGCGCCCGACGCUGCCCGCCCAGUCAACGACACAGACCCGGCGAGGCCGUACUACACGGCGACGACGACGACGACGCGCCGCAAUGCCAACGGGAGCGUGUCGUCCGUCUACAGCGGCAACAAGAUCAAGCAUCUGAAGAAGGACGACGGCAUCCCGCUGUGGCGCAAGGACAUCCAGUUUGACUUCCUCAAGCUCGUCUUCGAGGACGACAAGCCCGUCUUCACCAAGCAGUCGGACAGUACCAGCGGCCACACCUUCGCCGACAUCUACCUCGAUGCCAUGGCCAAGAGCAGCAAGUGCAGCAAGAUCCUCAAGGACAAGCUGCUGACGGAGCGCCCGGCUGCCAUCAACAUGGCCAUGGUGUGUCUGCUCGUCAACGUCGGCCGCAUGAACACGACGCUCAACUUCUUCCCUGAGAUGCGCGCCCAGCUGCGGACCUACCACUCCAUCCCCUCCCUCCAGGCCCACCAAGACCCGAAUGCCUACAAGCAGCUGCAGGACGCGCCCCGCUUGAAGUCCAUCCUCAAGGGUGCCACCGAGGACCAGGAGCAGCCCAGCACCAUCGAGGAGAUCAUGGCAGCUUCCGUCCCGCGUACCAACCCCGUCAAUCUUAUCUUCGUCCUGUCACAAUACGCGCCCAAGAUCUCAGAGCUGCACUUCUUCCCGCCGCGUGACUUCUUCGACCUCGUCAUGCGCUCCAACUUGAGCAGCAAGAGCAGGGCCACGGCCUUCCUCUGGCUCAUGUGGUGGUAUCUCGAGAGCGACUUCACCAAGGAGGCUGCAGAGAGCAAUCCUUUUGGUCCCGGCCAGAUGGGACCGGCCGAUGAUCCGACUACGGCAGAGUUCCCUAUUAAGUGCCCGCCUUUUGAGAUACUCUCGCCAGAGCAGGAGGCGCUGGAGAACGUCGACUCCAUCGAAGAGAAGACAUUCGGUGAGAUUAAGCGCAAGGAGAGGACAGCUAUAUUGGCAAGCGACAUGGCGCCGGUCGUGACAGGCCCUAAGCGUACGAACAAGAAGGGCUUCAACCAGAACCCAGUCUUCUCAAUCGCCGCCGAUGAUGGUGCGUCGACACCUGGACGCGACAGGCAAUCGCCUUCCCAUGGUAUGCUGCUGUCUAGCCUUUGCGACGGCACCGAUUUAACAAUACCAGGCUCCGCACGAGGACGAGGCAAGCUUGCAAAAUCUAUCAUCGAACGAGACUACCCCUCAGACACCGACCGGACCCGGUCUGCGUCUCCUCCGAACAGCGUCUACAACACAGCCAAGAAGGUGGCUACACCCAACAUGCGCAUCAAUACCCUCCUCAACGAAGAUGGACCGGCUUCGUCUCCUGCGCCCAAGGGCCCCGGCCGCGGGAACUGGUCGCGCAAUCGCGCAUCAGGCAUAGGCGCCGGAGGAACACCAGCCGCACGCUCUUUCAAGACAAAACUCGACGCUCCACACUCGCAAGAUGGCCAGUCCCCCUCUACAUCCGCACCCACCUUCAACGGACCACACGGCUUCUACCUCCCGCUCAACGGUUCCGACCCCUCGCAUAAACGAACAAGACCCCUUACACAACACCAACUAGCUGUCGAGCAAUACAGGAGGCGACGCGUCGACGUCAUCCUUGACCGAGGUAUCCGCAUCGAGUACGCCGCCGCAGCCAAGCGCCGCCGCAAAGCCAACCCCUUUAUGCGCAGCUGGAUCCGCUGCAAAGGCAUGGCCGACGGCUACGACACAGACGAAGAAUCGCACGCGCAAUUUGCCCAACUUCCCGAAUACGAACUCGGCACCAAAACACCCCCGCCCAUGCCCUCUGGCCUCGUACCUCUCGACUUUGGCGGCGAAGUCAACGACCAUGGCGAGGAGUCUUACUACCGCGCUAAGAUGCUAAGUAGAGCCCUGCGUCGCUUGGAUCGCUGGGAGGGCGGCAGAAGUGCGCUUAGAGCCCGACCCAAGGGUGAGAGGAGUAGCGGAUUGCCAGACGUCCAUGACAGACCUGUUUUGGGUAGUGAAGAUGAAGAUGACGAGGAUGAUGGCGAUGACAUGAUGGAUGUGGAUGAGAUGGAGAGGAGGGAGGCGUUGGAGGAUGCUAGUGAGGAAGACAGCGAUGAUGAUGUUGACAUGGAGGGCGAGAGGAGAUGGGAUCCUACUUCACUUCCGCCAUUGCCCAGGAUGGCUUGACGCGGCGUUCGGCUGAGUUGAGUAGCUGCGGAGUUGUGACUUGGGCAUUCUGUCUUGUUUAUUGUAAGGGUCGGGCUUCUUGUGUUUUGAUAGGCUGGGUAGCAUGGCGUUCAUUGCGUGAGACGUGUAGUCGUCUUUAUAUGGAAAUCGGAAAGAUACAUUUGCCAGAUUUUUCGUUGAAAUCGUCAUCAUAAAAGACUGGGUGGAUAAUAGUAUCUUAUUAUAUGGGUGCGGCCUUGUGUUAGUCGGUGUAGGCUGAUGACGAGACCACCGUGUUGGUACAAUCAAUGCUAAUUAAUGAC
Alternaria rosae is the source of this 2807-nucleotide messenger RNA. Its product is annotated as ino eighty subunit 1. Lineage: Eukaryota; Fungi; Ascomycota; Dothideomycetes; Pleosporales; Pleosporaceae. The transcript is spliced from 3 exons. The coding region runs from base 169 to 2505 and encodes 778 amino acids. Gene Ontology annotation, cellular component: Ino80 complex. The record is from RefSeq and is a predicted model, not a curated record.